AUGGCAGAGAGUACAAAUCAAUCGGCGGCAGAAAAAAGUGUGCGCCCCAAGUCAUCUAAGGCAUGGGAGCAUUUUACAUUAAAUGCAGCAAAGAAGAUCGUUACCUGCAAGUUAUGCAAAGCUGAGCUUGUGUGGCAUGGAAGUACCACAGUGAUGCACGAACACAUGAAGAGGAAACACGUUGGUGUCACGGAUGAAGGUGAAACAGCACGAAAGAAACAGCUCACCAUGAGUGAAUUUGUUCAGAGGAGAAAUCCCCCAUGCACUCCUCAACAAGCAGCCAUUGUAACAGAUGCCAUACUUAGUAUGUUGGUAACUGACAUGCGGCCAAUGGCAAUGGUGGAAGAUGAAGGAUUCAAAAAAAUGGUCAGCAUACUCAACCCAGGAUACAUUCUUCCCUCAAGGACCCACUUCACAAAAUUAAUGGAGAGGAAGUACCAGGAGGCAUUCCAAAAAAUUAAGAGUGCUAUAAACACCACCAACAGCAGAAUGGCUUUAACUACUGAUAUAUGGACAAGUGUUGCCACUGAAGCUUACCUUGGCAUUACAUGCCAUUACAUUGGGAAUGACUGGAAGAUGACAUCUGUCUGCCUUACCACCAUGCCACUCGAAGACAGACAUACCUCAACCAACAUUGCAGAGUGGUUGGAAGAAGUAGCAGUCAAGUUUGAAAUCCCUUUUGAGAACAUUUGUGCCAUUGUACAUGACAAUGGUGCGAACGUUGUGGCUGCUGCAAAAUUACUGGAGGAGAAACAUGGGUGGACCAGUAUACGCUGCACUGGCCACACCUUGCAGUUGGUGAUUAAUGCUGCAUUAAAGAACACAGUCAUUCAAAGAGCUGUUGGAGCUGCAAGAUGUCUUGUCGAGCAUUUCAAAAAAAAAGGCAAACGCUAUCUUGACUUGAAACCAGACCAGUGGAGUCUGCUUGAAGAGCUUUCCACUGCUCUUAAGCCGUUUGAAUGUGCCACUGUCUUUAUGAGUGGGCCGGAAUAUAUAACAGUCUCUUCGUUGCCUCCACUUGUGAAAGGGCUCUUGAAGUCCACUGAAGGUGCUGCCUACGAUACAGCUUCAGUGAAGUCCUUCCAAGUCACAGCAGUUGAGCAGCUUCAAAACAGAUGGAAGGAAACACUCUUUGAUCAGGUAGAUAAUCCUGUGAUUCUCUCCUCUGCUCUGGACCCAAGGUUCAGAAAACUGAAAUUUCUGUCACCUGAGCAAAUUAUAACAGUUCAAGCUAAACUGCAAACUGAAGCACUUGCAGCAAGAAGGGAGAUGGUGCAGCAGCAGCAAAUUACCACCUCAACCAUAAGAACCGCAGCUGAACCUUCAACAUCUUUGAUUGACUCACUCCUUGAGUCUGGAGACAGCAGUGAGGAAGAGAGCAGAGAGGAGAAAGCUGAGGAGGACCACUACACUCAAAUAAGAAAUUAA
Molecule: messenger RNA, 1428 nt
Organism: Xyrauchen texanus (razorback sucker)
Lineage: Eukaryota; Metazoa; Chordata; Actinopteri; Cypriniformes; Catostomidae
Product: E3 SUMO-protein ligase ZBED1-like
Exons: 3
Coding region: 1-1428 (475 amino acids)
Molecular function (GO): DNA binding
Source: RefSeq, a predicted model, not a curated record